Vigna radiata var. radiata (mung bean) is the source of this 1086-nucleotide messenger RNA. Its product is annotated as shaggy-related protein kinase eta-like. Gene Ontology annotation, biological process: protein phosphorylation; signal transduction; defense response. Bases 1 to 1086 code for a protein of 361 amino acids. Gene Ontology annotation, cellular component: membrane; cytoplasm. The record is from RefSeq and is a predicted model, not a curated record. Gene Ontology annotation, molecular function: ATP binding; protein serine/threonine kinase activity. Lineage: Eukaryota; Viridiplantae; Streptophyta; Magnoliopsida; Fabales; Fabaceae. The transcript is spliced from 7 exons.
AUGGAGGUGCAGCCUGUGAGAAUUGAGGAUAUUCGUUAUAGGCAACUAAAAAGGAAGACCAUCACUCUUGUCAAGCAACCUUCUCAUGUUCACAACUUGCUAGGAUAUUAUUAUGAUAUUAUUCUUCCACAAAAAAAAUUAUAUCCGGUCAAGGGUGAAUCAUACAUUUCAUACAUAUGUUCACGUUACUAUCGAGCUCCACAACUAAUAUUUGGUGCAACAGAAUACACAGCUUAUAUUGAUAUAUGGUCAGCUGGUUGUGUUCUUGAUGAACUUCUUCUAGGACAGGUUAAACAUUCUGGCUAUCUAGGUAUUAAUUCUUUAGUUGAACUGCUCCUAUUAUUGUUUGGUACCCCCACACGAGAGGAAAUUCGUUGCCUGAACUCAGAAUAUACAGAUUUUAGAUUCCCUCAGAUUAAAGCUCAUCCUUGGCACAAGGUUUUCCAUAAGCGAAUGCCUCCGGAAGCAAUUGAUCUUGCAUCAAGGCUUCUCCAAUAUUCACCUAGUCUCCGGUGCACUGCACGGGAAGCGUGUGCACAUCCUUUCUUUGAUGAGCUCCGCGAGCCAAAUGCUCGUCUACCUAAUGGCCGUCCAUUGCCCCCGCUUUUCAACUUUAAACAGGAAAUGGGUUCUAGCAUGAGGAGAGAAAUUUUCACUGAGAGUGUUUCUAUGGGCCUCAAAAAUUGGCAGAAAAGGGCUAAACAAUCUCUGCAGAACAACUCAACUUCAAGAAAACACUCAGACUCUUUGCAUUCCAAAGGAGGUGACAAUUCAGCAAGAGGAACAAUGCAUAGUUUGAACAACCCAGAUAUUGUAGUGCUCACAAACAACCCUUCUCCCUCUAAUGAGGGAGAGAGCAUUGCUCCCACCAAUAAUGAGCAAGAUGUAUCAAGUCCUUCGACUUCAGAAAUCACAGUUACUGAGGAAGAGAAUUCCAAGAUCAUCACCAGAGGAACCUAUGACGGUGAGAUCUCAUUUGGUAGCAGCUGGAAGAAUGUAGGAAGUAGCAGAGGCAUUGGAGAAAUUGUCUCAAUAACUGAAGAAGAUGACGCUGAAAAAUUACCUGAAUUUAUCCAUAGAACAUAA